This is a messenger RNA of Odobenus rosmarus divergens (Pacific walrus), 1932 nucleotides long. It is a transcript of the gene ZNF497, whose product is annotated as zinc finger protein 497. The record is from RefSeq and is a predicted model, not a curated record. Gene Ontology annotation, biological process: negative regulation of transcription by RNA polymerase II. Gene Ontology annotation, molecular function: DNA-binding transcription repressor activity, RNA polymerase II-specific. NCBI's taxonomy places the organism in Eukaryota, Metazoa, Chordata, Mammalia, Carnivora, Odobenidae.
AUGGGGCCUGACUGGGAAGGUGUGGCCACAAACCUUGGUCCAGAGGAAGUGCCUGGGGACAUGUGGCUGCCCUGCCUGGGAAGGGGCAUGAUGGCUGCCCAGAUGAGCAAGGCAUCAGCUCUGGCCCCUGGGGUCCCAGUGGUGGGUGAGCCCAGCUCUGAGACCCCUGGCCAGCGCUUCUGGGGAUUCUGCUACCAGGAGGUGGCAGGUCCCCGUGAGGCCCUGGCUGAGCUCCGGGAGCUGUGCCGCCAGUGGCUGCGGCCCGAGGCGCACUCCAAGGAGCAGAUGCUGGAGCUCCUGGUGCUGGAGCAGUUCCUGUGUGCGCUGCCCCCUGAGAUCCAGGCCCGUGUGGAGGGACAGCGGCCAGGCAGCCCUGAGGAGGCCGCUGCCCUGGUCAAGGGGCUGCGCCAGGAGCUGGCCAGGCCAGAACUCCAGGCUGAAGAGGGGCCAGGGGCACCAGCUCAGGAAAGAGGACAGAAGCAAGGUCCAGUCCCCAGGACAGUGGGCCCAGCAGGUGGCUCUAGUGAAUGCGACACUCCCUGGAUUGUGCUGAAGACUGACACAACAGACCCCUCUGAGGGGGCUGCAUCUGGAGGCCUGGGGGCCUGGGAAGACCCCACAGAGGCAGAGGACCAGGGGGCCUCCAGAGGGAAGCUGGAGCCUGCAGACGGUGGGAGAGACUGGGUGGGGACCAGGAGCAUCCGAGAAGACCUGGUGCCAAGCCCCUUGCCUCUCCCCAGGGAGCCGGCCUGCCGGUGCAGUGAGUAUGGCAAGGCGUUCAGCCAGAGUUCCUACCUGGUGCAGCACAGGCGAGUGCACACGGGCGAGAAGCCAUACAUGUGCACCGAGUGCGGCAAGGCCUUCACCUGGAGCUCCAACCUCAGCCAGCACCAGCGCAUCCACACAGGCGAGAGGUCCUACGCGUGCCGGGAGUGUGGCAAGGCCUUCUGCGUGCACUCGCAGCUCAUCCACCACCAGAAGACGCACAGUGGCGUGAAGCCCUUCCGCUGCCCAGACUGUGGCAAGGCCUUUGGCCGCAGCACUACACUGGUGCAGCAUCGUCGCACACACACGGGUGAGAAGCCCUAUGAAUGCUCCGAGUGCGGCAAAGCCUUCAACUGGAACUCCAACUUCCUGGAGCACCGGCGUGUGCACACGGGUGCACGGCCCCACACCUGCUCUGCCUGCGGCAAGGCCUUCAGCCAGAGCUCCAAUCUGGCGGAGCACCUGAAGAUCCACGCGGGCACACGGCCGCACGCAUGCUCCGAUUGUGGCAAGGCCUUCCUGCGCGUGGCGGGCCUGCGGCAGCACCGGCACACACACAGCGGCGAGAGGCCCUUCGCCUGCGCGGAGUGUGGCAAGAGCCUCCGCGAGAGCUCGCAGCUGCUGCAGCACCAGCGUACGCACACGGGCGAGAAGCGCUUCGAGUGUGCAGAGUGCGGCCAGGCCUUCAUCAUGGGCUCCAGUCUGGCUGAGCACCAGCGCGUACACACCGGCGAGAAGCCCCACGUGUGCUCCCAGUGUGGCAAGGCCUUCAGCCAGCUCUCCAACCUGCUCAGCCACAAGCGCAUCCACUCUGGUGCCAAGCCCUAUGCCUGUGCCGACUGCGGCAAAGCCUUCAAGGGCAGCUCGGGCCUGGCACACCACCGGCACGCGCACACCGGCGAGCGGCCCUACGCCUGCCGCGACUGUGGCAAAGCCUUCCGCGGCAGCUCGGAGCUGCGCCAGCACCAGCGCGUGUACUCCGGACAGAAGCCGUUCGUCUGCGCCGAUUGCGGCAAGGCUUUUGUGCGCAACUCCGAGCUCGUGAGCCAGCGGCGCACGCACACGGGCGAGCGGCCCUAUGUGUGUAGUGUGUGCAGCAAGCCCUUCAGCCACCGCUCCAACCUCAGUGAACACCAGAAGCGACACGCGGUUGGUGCCGCGCCCUGA